CAAGGUAGGAUCAGUUAAUUAUCGCAAGCGAAAGCUGCUACUUGGUUGAUGAUAAAAAGUGCUUUUGAAAAACGUUAAAGAUAUACAUAUAUUGAAUUCAAGGGGUUCAAAUAUUUCAACCAAUACGGGUUCAGAGCAAAGUAGAAGUUCUUCAAUCAAUAUGUAAUAGUAUAAGCAGUGUAUGAGCUUAUAGAUAUCGACAACAUAUAUAGCCCCAACAAUGACUGACAAUAGCCUAUUGGGACGAUCCCUAUUUAAUGAAAGGCGAUGCAGCAAACGUUCGUUAGUCUUACUGAUUGUCGGUCUGGUCGCUGGCUUCUGUCUGGCCGAGCUGUUUGUCUACUCAUCCAUUCCGAAACGUUGCGAUGUCAACGGCGACCAUUCCAAUCAACACAUGCAGAAUUUUUCUCGUCCCAAACAGGAUAUCGACUCGCCCGAACAUUCAAAUGACGAAACAAGCCUUGCCGAAAAGUUGCAUAGCGAAAUACGUGUUCUUUGCUGGAUUCUGACAAAUCCCUCCAAUCAUAAGGCAAAGGCGAUCCAUGUAAAACGCACCUGGGGCAAGCGAUGUAACAAGCUGAUCUUCAUGAGCUCAGCCAAGGAUGAGGAAUUGGAUUCUGUGGCCCUGCCCGUAGGCGAGGGACGCGACACCCUGUGGGGCAAAACGAAAGAGGCCUACAAAUAUAUCUACGAGCACCAUAUCAACGAUGCGGACUGGUUCCUUAAGGCUGACGACGAUACCUAUAUCAUUGUAGAGAACUUGCGCUAUAUGCUAUAUCCCUAUAACCCUGACACGCCUGUUUAUUUUGGCGCAAGAUUUAAGGCAUACGUCAAGCAGGGCUAUAUGUCUGGUGGAGCUGGAUAUGUGCUCAGUCGCGAGGCAGUGCGUCGCUUUGUGGUGGAAGCGCUGCCCAAUCCCAAGGUAUGCAAACAGGAUAACACCGGUGCUGAGGAUGUUGAGAUAGGCAAAUGCUUGGAGAAUGUUAAAGUGCUGGCAGGCGAUUCUCGUGAUGCCAAUGGACGUGGACGCUUCUUUCCCUUUAUACCGGAACAUCAUUUGCGAGCCGUUGUUAACAAAAAUUUCUGGUACUGGCAGAUGAUCUACUAUGACACAGAUGAGGGUCUGGAUGGUUGCUCCAAUUAUACUAUAUCAUUUCAUUAUAUCGACCCCAAUCAAAUGUAUGUGCUGGACUAUUUAAUAUAUCAGCUACGACCAUAUGGCAUAAUCCAUAAGCCCGAUGCAUUGCCCAAGAAAUUGGCAUUGGGCGAACUGAUGCCAGCCCCACAAGUUCCAGUGGAGUCCCAAGUAUCAGCAGAGUCCAAGGAUUCGAAUACAACCGAAACAGUAACGAAAGCGAAAUGAUUUUAGAUGUUUUGUCAUGUCAAGAGAUCUUGUGCGAAUAUAUCUGGAUCAGACUCAGUGUAGGAUAAUUUGCCAUUUUUAUAUGGGCUCCUGUAUUCGUUAGGCUCACUUUAUGAACCAGUGCUCUAGGUUGCUUAAAUGCAAAAAUAAAUAAUACGAAAUGACGAGA
Messenger RNA from Drosophila mojavensis, 1532 nucleotides. Its product is annotated as glycoprotein-N-acetylgalactosamine 3-beta-galactosyltransferase 1. The record is from RefSeq and is a predicted model, not a curated record. The transcript has 4 exons. Gene Ontology annotation, molecular function: N-acetylgalactosaminide beta-1,3-galactosyltransferase activity. NCBI's taxonomy places the organism in Eukaryota, Metazoa, Arthropoda, Insecta, Diptera, Drosophilidae. Gene Ontology annotation, cellular component: membrane. Bases 221 to 1363 code for a protein of 380 amino acids.